AUGGCCGCGCUCGGCCCACUGCCUCCGCUCCCACCACAGUUUGAGAGCACACAGCAUCAUCUGAGGACGGCUCAGGAGUAUGACAAACCCGACCCCGUUGUGGCCUAUUACUGUCGUUCAUAUGCCAUGCAGACUGGAAUGAAGAUUGAUAGUAAAACUCCUGAAUGCCGCAAAUUUUUAUCAAAGCUAAUGGAUCAGUUAGAAGCUCUUAAGAAACAGUUGGGUGAUAAUGAAGCUGUUGCUCAAGAAAUAGUUGGUUGUGCCCAUUUGGAGAAUUGUGCUUUGAAAAUGUUCUUGAAUGCAGAUAACGAAGAUCGGGCUGCCAGAUUUCACAAAAACAUGAUCAAGUCCUUCUAUACUGCAAGUCUUUUAAUAGAGGUCAUGACAGUGUUUGGAGAACUAACUGAUGAAAAUGUGAAACACAGAAAGUAUGCAAGGUGGAAGGCAACAUAUAUCCAUAAUUGUUUAAAGAAUGGAGAGACUCCUCAAGCAGGGCCUGUUGGAAUUGAAGAAGAAGAUGUUGAAGAAAAUGAAGACGUUGGAGCAACCUUUCUGCCCACUCAGCCAUCAUCUUCAACUUACGACCCCAGCAACAUGCCAUCGAGCAGCUCUACUGGAAUACAGAUUCCUCCCGGUGCACACGCACCAGCGAAUACACCAGCAGAAGUGCCACACAGCACAGAUGGGAAUAUCUGUCUAACACCUGAGGACUUUGCUCAAGCUCAGAAAUACUGCAAAUACGCCGGCAGUGCUUUGCAAUAUGAAGAUGUCAGCACUGCUGUGCAGAACCUACAGAAGGCCCUCAAGUUACUAACUACAGGCAGAGAAUAAAACCUUUGUACAGCAGAUCCAUGCAUCUUUGGCUUAAAGAACUAACA
Messenger RNA from Molossus molossus (Pallas's mastiff bat), 878 nucleotides. Its product is annotated as vacuolar protein sorting-associated protein VTA1 homolog. The record is from RefSeq and is a predicted model, not a curated record. Gene Ontology annotation, biological process: late endosome to vacuole transport via multivesicular body sorting pathway. Lineage: Eukaryota; Metazoa; Chordata; Mammalia; Chiroptera; Molossidae. Gene Ontology annotation, cellular component: multivesicular body.